CUCCUCAUGUCUGAUGACGGCACGUACGUGCGCUACAAUUGCGUCGUGACGUCCUUCCUUCCUCCUUUCCUCUGCUACCGGCGAGAAUGAAGACCAUUCUCAGCAGUCAGACGGUCGAAAUCCCCGACAAUGUCGAGGUGAGGUUGAAGGGGCGGACAGUGACAGUCAAGGGGCCCCGUGGCAAACUCGUCAGGGAGUUCAACCACAUCAACCUGGAGCUCAGUCUGCUGGGCAAGAAACAGAAGAAACUUCGUGUGGAUAAAUGGUGGGGAAACAGGAAGGAGCUGGCCACAGUCCGCACCAUCUGCAGCCACGUCCAGAACAUGAUCAAGGGGGUCACUUUGGGUUUCCGGUACAAAAUGCGUUCCGUGUACGCCCAUUUCCCCAUUAACGUCGUCAUUCAGGAGAGUGGAACUCUGGUGGAGAUCAGGAACUUCCUGGGAGAGAAGUACAUCCGCCGUGUCCGAAUGAGGGCUGGUGUGAACUGUGCAGUCUCAGCUGCCCAGAAGGACGAGCUGGUGCUGGAGGGAAACGACAUUGAGCUGGUGUCAAACUCGGCUGCUCUGAUCCAACAGGCCACCACAGUCAAAAAUAAGGAUAUCAGAAAGUUCUUGGACGGUAUUUACGUGUCUGAGAAGGGAACAGUAGUGGAUUUGCCUCAGUAAAAGUUACAUCUGCAGUCGUCGAGCGGCUUUGAUCCAACAGGCCACCACGGUCAGAAAUAAGGACAUCAGGAAAUUCCUGGACGGCAUCUAUGUCAGUGAGAAGACAACUGUAGUGCAGCAAGAGGCAGAAUAAUUGUUCCUUAUGUCCGGUUAUGACCAAUAAAUACCAACUUUUCCAAUCAA
This is a messenger RNA of Centropristis striata (black sea bass), 848 nucleotides long. It is a transcript of the gene rpl9, whose product is annotated as ribosomal protein L9. Bases 87 to 665 code for a protein of 192 amino acids. Gene Ontology annotation, cellular component: cytosolic large ribosomal subunit; ribosome. NCBI's taxonomy places the organism in Eukaryota, Metazoa, Chordata, Actinopteri, Perciformes, Serranidae. Gene Ontology annotation, molecular function: rRNA binding; structural constituent of ribosome. The record is from RefSeq and is a predicted model, not a curated record. The transcript has 8 exons. Gene Ontology annotation, biological process: cytoplasmic translation.